Molecule: messenger RNA, 534 nt
Organism: Prunus armeniaca (apricot)
Lineage: Eukaryota; Viridiplantae; Streptophyta; Magnoliopsida; Rosales; Rosaceae
Source: the annotation of a GenBank genome assembly
AUGCCCUCCCGCGGCGGCACCAGCGUCCACAUAGUGGCCCUAGACGGUAUCGUGAACGUGAACUCCCUCUUCACCUUGGCCGUCUUCAUCGGCCUGACCUGGGAUCCCAACGACCCGAACAACACCCUGAUUGAGGUAAACGACCCCACCACCUGCCGCGCCGGGCCCCGCGUCGCGGAGGACCUCGUGGCCUUCCACGUGUACUCCUUCAGCUCCUUCCUCUUCUCCAGCCUCGUCGCCGUCGCCCUCAAGCAGGCCAUCCGGAUCACCCGAACCCCGUCCUACCACCCGGCCGAGCUCCUCGCCCGGGUCAACAGCUCCGCCCUCCGGGUCGGGAUGCUCGUCUCGGGUGCGGGUUCGGUUUGCGGGUGCGUGUUCCUGAUGCUGGCUCUCAUCAACGUGGUGCAGAUCAAGCUCGGGACUUUGGGUUGCGGGAGCUCCCACACUUUGGCCGCCGUGAUCCCGCUUGUCAUCUUCGUCCCCGUUGCGCUCCUCAUCUAUGUUUGUAUCGUUUUGUACGCUUUUACGCGCUAG